ACGAAGGCUUGUGAAGCUGAGAAGACAAAUUGCCCUCAUCAUUAUCUCUGGGCUUGUCAAUCAAACAUAUUCCCUUAUUUACCUCGGCGAGGAGAGAGCCCCGGGAGCACACGGAGAGGGAGGGAGCGAGAGGAGAACUGCUUGCCCCAAACUCUGCACUGGGGAGGGAGCGUUGCCAGCCCCUCGGGAUGGCCACCAUCACCUGCAAUCGCUUCACGGAGGAGUACCAGCUCUUUGAGGAACUGGGCAAGGGCGCUUUCUCCAUUGUCCGGAGAUGCGUGAAGGUGUUGGCAGGACAAGAGUAUGCAGCCAAGAUCAUCAACACCAAGAAGCUCUCUGCUCGAGAUCACCAGAAGCUGGAACGAGAAGCCCGGAUCUGCCGCCUCCUGAAGCAUCCCAACAUUGUGAGGCUCCAUGACAGCAUCUCUGAAGAGGGCCACCACUACCUGAUAUUUGACCUGGUCACUGGUGGGGAGCUGUUUGAGGACAUUGUGGCCAGGGAGUACUACAGCGAAGCGGAUGCCAGCCACUGCAUCCAGCAGAUCCUGGAGGCUGUCCUGCACUGCCACCAGAUGGGGGUGGUUCACCGGGAUCUGAAGCCCGAGAACCUGCUGCUGGCAUCCAAGCUGAAGGGUGCUGCCGUCAAGCUGGCUGACUUUGGCCUUGCCAUCGAGGUGGAGGGGGACCAGCAAGCGUGGUUUGGUUUCGCUGGCACCCCGGGAUAUCUCUCCCCUGAGGUGCUCCGGAAGGACCCCUAUGGCAAAGCCGUGGACCUGUGGGCUUGUGGCGUCAUCCUCUACAUCCUGCUGGUCGGGUACCCACCCUUUUGGGAUGAAGACCAGCACCGACUGUACCAGCAGAUCAAGGCUGGGGCUUAUGAUUUCCCCUCCCCUGAGUGGGACACAGUGACUCCAGAAGCAAAAGAUCUCAUCAACAAGAUGUUGACCAUAAACCCGUCUAAGCGCAUCACGGCAGCAGAGGCUCUGAAGCACCCCUGGAUAUCGCACCGCGCCACUGUGGCGUCAUGCAUGCACAGACAGGAGACAGUGGACUGUCUGAAGAAGUUCAAUGCCCGGAGGAAGCUGAAGGGAGCCAUCCUCACCACCAUGCUGGCCACCAGGAACUUCUCCGGAGGCAAAAGUGGUGGCAACAAGAAGAAUGACGGCGUGAAGAAAAGAAAGUCCAGUUCCAGCGUUCAGUUAAUGGAAUCAUCGGAGAGCACCAACACCACCAUCGAGGACGAAGACACCAAAGUACGCAAGCAAGAAAUCAUUAAGGUCACAGAGCAGCUGAUUGAAGCAAUAAGCAAUGGAGACUUCGAGUCCUACACGAAGAUGUGUGACCCUGGGAUGACUGCCUUUGAGCCCGAGGCUCUGGGCAACCUUGUGGAAGGCCUGGAUUUCCACCGAUUCUACUUUGAAAACCUGUGGUCCCGGAACAGCAAGCCUGUGCACACGACGAUCCUGAACCCCCACAUCCACCUGAUGGGAGACGAGUCCGCCUGCAUCGCCUACAUCCGCAUCACGCAGUACGUGGACGCCGGAGGGAUCCCCCGCACUGCCCAGUCCGAGGAGACCCGCAUCUGGCACCGCCGGGAUGGCAAAUGGCAAAUUGUCCACUUCCACAGAUCUGGCGCGCCCUCUGUCCUACCGCAGUAAGCCCUCUGAAGCGUGGUCCUGCCCGUGUUGGGUUUGUCACUGACUGGCUACCAAGGGGAGACCCCCUCCGACGUGUUCACCUACAGGACUUUGCCUGUUGGCUCUGCUGCUUGGUUCCCGCUGGAAUAACCCCUCGCUUCUCACCGCACACUCUCAACGGCCCUGCCAGCGCAGCGCAAGCAUCCCAUGAAACCCCCCCGCCCUUUCGGGGUCGUGGCGCUGGGCCCCCUUCCUCUGCAUGAACCAGGAAAAGAGAAACCAUGAACUUAAACCCAAACAUCAGGCUGGUGUACAGGCCCCUCUCCUUGGCUGCAAAGCAUUGGUGGGCCCUCUCACUACCCAGCACAUCUGAACUGGGCUCGGACUCAUCAUCCACCUCCAUCCCCAAGCCUGCUGGAAGCCCUCUGAGGAAGAGGGGGGCAGUUUUGAGCCGCUCUGUGCUGUAUCCUCCCUGUGUGCUGGUGGAUUUUGCUUUGCUGCUAUCAAGGUCCCCGUCUGCUGCCAUGACUCCUGCCCGCUCUCGACCUGAGUUCCCACUUCCCAGCAGCCUUGGAUGGGGAACCACAACUUAAACCAUUUGCAAAGUCCAUUUUCCUCAUGCACCCGGGCAAGGAGGGCCGUGUUUGGAUGGGUGAGUAAAGACUAUCUGUUUAUUUUCCCUUCCCAGCGCAGGCUGGCUCCUUCCCAGGAGAGCAAGUAGGUUUGCAGCCUGGCUCCAGGCAGCUGCUGUGCCAAGAGGGAUGCUCUCCCUCCUUCCUCCCUUCUCCCUUUGGAGCAGGGACUGGAGAAGCUGGGAGAAGAGAGGAGGAGAAAGACAACUGCUUCCCAGUACCGCAUGGGCACAACUGGGAGCUGGAGCUCUCACGUCCAUGCUUGGGCAUCCAUCACCCCUGCACCCUCCUUCCCACGCUCCACUCAGCCUGGAUCCUUUACCCCAGCACCCACCCCUGUCCCCCACGUGCAGCACUGGCACUCCCCUGCUCCUGACUCCCAUGCUGGGACGGGGGCAGCUGAACUGGCCGCUGAUUUUGGGGCACAAACCUCCAUCGCCCAUGCGACUCCUUCCAGCGACGACAAGGAAUGCAAGCUUUAGUGACAAAACUCUGCAGAAUCUGAUUGUGCUUCAAAGAAAACAAACAAGCCUUUAUCUGUCUUCUCCUUUGAGCGCAUGCCUUUUUAUAGGGAAAAAGAAACCAACCUACCGUGCAUUUCGUAACUUGAUUUUGAGUAUUUGCUGAAAUGGAUCUUUAUGUAAUAACUAGAAAUAUUCAACUGUUUAAGGUGGGGAGGGAGGGGGGAUUUUCGGGGGGGUUGCUGUUUUUCUUGCGUUUACAUUUGGAAAGGGGUUGAGCCGCUACGAUGCUCCUACCAGGGGUCCCGCGGCUGCCAGCCCCCUCCCCACACCGUGGUGGCUCAUCCUGUUCUGUCCUGGAGCACUGGAUGAGUGAAGGCACCCACUUCCAGGGGCACCCACCUCCCCAGGGCGCCUUCUUGCACCCCACGGGUCUUCCUGCAGGGCAAACCACGGCAGUGGCUUUUGGAGAGCCACCGGCACGUGGCUUUCAGGACAGAAGACGUGGCCGGGAAGAGGAGUUUUGGUCUCACCUCUUUGCCGUCAGGUAGAGGUCUGAGGGUGGGUGUUUUUCCGGCAGUUCUUCCGUUUCUCCUUCUCUUUUUCCAACUGGAGCCUCUUCGCUCACUGAUGUGAGGCUCCCGCAGCGCUGCUGCCCUGGGGGACUUUCUAACUCCACUCUCUUCAUCUGCAUGGCGUUUAACUUUCUAGACGGUGCGUGUGUUGAAAAACAAAGAAACCAACAAAAAACUGCUUGUUUUGGACAUUCAAAAAAAAAAAAAAAAAAAGAAAAAGAAGAAAAAAAAAGGAGGAAAUGUUUCCUCCAUGUAAAUACUGAGCGUGUAUUUUUGCCUUUUAUGUGGUUUUGAACGCUUUGCUCUCUGUCGAGGCAGGGACGGCCACCGUGCCAAACGCAGCUGCAUCCCUGCAGACUGCAAAAAAACACAACCACCUUUUCCUACUGGAUGGAGGGGAAGAAAUCCAAACUGCUGGGGCACGGACAGGCCCUGAGAAGUGUUCUGGUGUGUUCCGCUGGGCCGGCAGUGCGAUGGCUGCUGGUGACGUGUGUAGAAGAUGCCUUUUUGGGGGCAAAGCACAGAGCUGCUCCACGGGUGCCCAUGUGGGUCCCCUUGCCCUUGGUGGACCUAUGCUGUUUCACCCUAGGCUUGCAAGAGAUGACCCCAAAGCAGGAAAAUCCAUGCAGGGAGAGGAUUAGCUUUUAAGGUAGACUUUUGGUGUUUUUACAGAUGUGUUUUUCUUCCUAUAGUCAGGUAGUGCUGAAUUUUUUUCAUUUUUAAAGGAAGGACUCAGCUCUUUCACAGUUCUCUCUCUCCCUCUCCAGAGCUGGCUCUGAAGUCAGCCGUGGUGAAUACCAUCCACCUUCUGAUGCCCAGGUUCUCCAGGUGACAGGAGUUUUUUUGGGGAUUGGUAUAAGAAGGAGGAUAGAGGAGGUCACGUCAGGGCUCUGCAUGGGGGCUGGAGGGCAGAUGCCAUUUCAGCCUGGUUUUGAAACUGCUGAUAAGUGUGGACCUUGGUGAGCUGUGAGGGUGAAGCUGCUCCAGCAGCUGCUACUGGAGAAAGGAAUGGGACAGGAGGUGCUGUAGGAUUUGCUGGAAAUGACAGAUGGGAUGCUGGGGUAGAUACAAUCUCCUUUCACUGAGAUCCCACAGUCACUGCUAGGGAGAAACAUCUUGGCUUCCAGGAAGGCUUUGAGGGACCUUCUUGAUGGGGGUUUCUCAUCCUUGAGGUUUCCCUAAAGUCACCUCCCUGGGAGGCAGCUGGAUGUCCUUGCAACACCUAAAACCUUUCUACUCUUUUCCAAGGGAAGCAGAGUCUGGGGUUCCAACUCAUUCUAGUCUUCCAGUCAAGCUGAAGCCUGACCAAGGAAGACUCAACUUCCCAACAUGCCCACGCUGGCAGCAUUAAGCACCUGCACUUUAGGGAUCUGUCCUGCCUGGCUUCUCUGUCCCACCUUGUCCUGCUUCUCCCGAGCAGGUUCCUGUAUCCCCAGAGCAUCUCUGAGAAAGCACUGACAGAUCACCACCAUUUCUCUCAGUAUUCAUGGAAAACAUCUUGUCUCCGUCUUCCUUCACAUUUCCUGAUUUCUCCUAAACUUGCAGGAAAACUAUAAAAAUAACCAUCGACUGCCACCAUCCUUCUUUGGCUGGCAGAGCCAAGGAUGCUGCUGUUACGUCUGUACUUUUGAGCUGUUGGCCCCAACAAUCCCACCCUGGUUCUGGGGAGGACAAGGUCCAGGGAAGUUCCCAAUAAGCAACAAGGACAAGGACACUUUGUUGGGAUGGAGUUUAUCACCACAGACCUCCUGUCCCCAUUGGCCUCAAGGCUGGAGAUCAGGCUGUGGCACAUUUAAUUUCCUGGCACAGACAGAGCCCCACUCCCCUGGUGACCUGCCUGUCUGCGUCAAACCAAACUCAGAAGUCCUACAAAGUCAUCCUCUCUUUCACCUCUCACAGGGAAUAUCUGACUGGAAGCACUUGCUGUGGUAGUCUCGAGCUCUCAGCUCCACAGGUGGGCUUGGGAGUUUCGUGUUUUGCCUUUCUGGCUGCCAGGGUCCAGUGGCAACAUCGUAAUUUCUCACAUCUUGCCAGUGCAUCCCCUCUGGAAGAUGAAGAGGCUACUCCUGGGCCUCUGCUGUUUGCUGGAGGAGCAGGGACUCCCCUCCUGACCCCAGAUAGUCACAGCUGGGAGAGUGCUUUCCCCCCUACUCCACAUGUAGUGCCCCUUCUGCCAGGCACCCAAUUGCUGCGUGACCCCAAACCUGCCUCCCCUCCCUUUACCUUCCACAAUGGAUGUCCCCACAGAUCUCCAGAGGCUGGAGCAGGCAAGAGCAGCCAUCUGCUCCCACUUUGAGCUCAGGGUGGGCCCUGCAGCCUGUGGUUGGAUUACAUGUGUGAGAGGGCAGCCAUGCAGCCCCAUGGACCAAGAGCUGUCUGCCAGCAGGAGAUCCCAUAACCUCCUCUGACCACCCCAGGAGAUGGGUGACCCUUCAUCCUCACCACAGGGCACAUCUCAUGGUGUGCACCACGCUCUUGAUGCAGCACUGAGGUAGAGACCUUGCCAUCCCCUGUGUCCCAAGGUGCAGGUCCCAGCCCAUCCGAACCAGACAGGGAAACCCAGACGUGAGCAGACUGUGGGGACAUCAGAGCAGGGGCUGGUGGCCACUCUGCCACCCGUCCCACCAACUGAAUGUCCUUCCCUCCUGCAGGUCAUUGACAGGGAGUGGGAGAGGGAGAGGUGGAGGGGACUGUAUCAAGUGGCUCCUUCCUUCUUUGGGUUGUUGUCCCUUUUUUCUAACUGUUGCACAAUUUUAGGGCUUUUGUAACAUUUUUUGGACAAGCAGGGAAAAUAAGUUAACAGUGGUUUAAGAAAAAAAAAUGAGAUCUAUCUCUCUCUCUUAUAUAUUAUAUAUAUAAAAAUAUAUAUA
Molecule: messenger RNA, 6175 nt
Organism: Myiozetetes cayanensis
Lineage: Eukaryota; Metazoa; Chordata; Aves; Passeriformes; Tyrannidae
Gene: CAMK2A
Product: calcium/calmodulin dependent protein kinase II alpha
Exons: 19
Coding region: 189-1658 (489 amino acids)
Biological process (GO): protein phosphorylation
Cellular component (GO): cytoplasm; neuron projection
Molecular function (GO): calmodulin binding; calcium/calmodulin-dependent protein kinase activity; ATP binding
Source: RefSeq, a predicted model, not a curated record